Cyprinus carpio (common carp) is the source of this 2190-nucleotide messenger RNA. It is a transcript of the gene ftr01, whose product is annotated as finTRIM family, member 1. NCBI's taxonomy places the organism in Eukaryota, Metazoa, Chordata, Actinopteri, Cypriniformes, Cyprinidae. Gene Ontology annotation, molecular function: zinc ion binding; protein binding. The record is from RefSeq and is a predicted model, not a curated record.
UGUCGUCGAGCUGUUGUAUGCAAGUCUCUGUUUGUAUGUUCAUAUAUUAAAAUGGCAGAAGCCAGUUUUUCUCAGGAUCAGUUCAGCUGCUCAGUGUGUCUGGAUCUCCUGAAGGAUCCAGUGACCAUUCCCUGUGGACACAGUUACUGUAUGAGCUGUAUUACAGACUGCUGGAAACAGAAGAGAGUCUACAGAUGCCCUCAGUGCAGACACACCUUCACUUCAAGACCUGCUUUAUGUAAGAAUGUCAUAAUUGCUGAGAUGGUGGAGAAACUGAAGACGACAGACUUACAAACAGCUGAACCUGGAGAUGUGGAGUGUGACGUCUGUACUGGGAAGAAAUACAAAGCUGUCAAGUCCUGUGUGGAGUGUCUGAACUCUUACUGUCAAAGUCAUCUUGAACACCACGAGAAUCUCUUUAAAGACAGGAGACACAAUCUGAUGGAUCCCAUUAGACGACUCCAUGAGGUCAUCUGCCCAAAACACAACAAACAGCUGGAAAUCUACUGUCGUACUGACCAGCAAUUCAUAUGCUUACCAUGUUUAAUGGAUGAACAUAAAAACCAUGACACUGUCACAGCUGAAGCAGAAAGGACAGAGAAACAGAGGCUUUUGGGAGAAAAACAAAGAAAGUUCCAGCAGGGAAUUCAGGAGAGACAGAAUCAGCUCCAGGAGCUGAGAGACGCUGUGAAGUCUCAAAAGCACUCUGCACAAGCAGCAGUAGACGACACUGAGAGGAUCUUUACUCAGCUCAUCCGCACCAUUGAGAGAAGUCGCUCUCAGGUGAUACAGUUGAUCAGAGCUCAGGAAGAAGCUGCAGUGAGUCGAGCUGAACGACUCUUGUUGCGACUACAACAAGAGAUUGAUGAUCUGAUGAGUAGAAAUGCUGAACUGGAGCAGCUUUUACACACAGAUGAUCACAUCCAUGUCCUCCAGAUGUUCCAGUACAUUGCUGCUCCUCCUGAAUCUACAGACUUAAGCAGCAUCACUGUCAGUUCUUUCAUCUCUUUUCCUGAUGUGGCAAAUUUAGUCUCUCAACUGAAGGAAAAACUAGAGGGUUUCUGUAAAGAAGAGGUAGAAAAGAUCUUUGAUAGAGUAACAUGCAUCGAUAUGACCACCAAUAAACCAAUGAGGACCAGGGAACAGUUCCUUCAGUAUUCCUGCCAGCUCACUCUGGAUUCAAACACAAUGAAUCGAUUCAUCCUCCUGUCUGAAGAGAACAGUGUGGCUACUUGCACCGACACACCCCAGCAUUAUCCUGCUCAUCCAGACAGAUUUGAUUGCCGUGUGCAGGUGUUGUGUAGAGAGAGUGUGUGUGGAUGCUGUUAUUGGGAGGUUGAGUGGAGUGGGAGAAAAAGUGUGUGUAUAUCAGUGUCAUACAAGAGCAUCAGCAGGAAGCAAUUGUUUGGAUUUAAUAAUCAGUCCUGGAGUUUGUUCUGCUCUUCCUCCAGUUACAUAUUCAGGCACAAUAACAUAAAGACUGAGCUCCCCGUGUCCUCCAGCUCCUCUAGAAUAGGAGUGUAUGUGGAUCACAGUGUAGGAAUUCUGUCCUUCUACAGCGUCUCUGACACAAUGAGCCUCAUCCACAGAAUCCAGACCACAUUCACUGAGCCUCUCUAUCCUGGGUUUGGGUUUAGUAGUGGAACAUCAGUGAAACUGUGUAUAUGAGGGAUUCUGCAUAUGUCUCCUUCAUAUACUGGGUAAAAAUUGUGAUAAUAAGAAUGAAGAGUGCCUUAGCUAAUGAAUUUUGCGGGAAGACACAGGCUUUUAUAUAAAAAAUACUCUAUACAGAUGAUAAUAAGACCUUUUAAUAAUGUUAAAGCUAAUAUAUUUUAGUAGUUACAUUUAUAUUCAUGUGAUUCUGCUGUUACAUAAAUCUUAUCCUAAACCCCCAGCAGUGGGCGCUCUCACUGUUUAUAUGAGUGGCAAUUGUAUUUGAUAAAGCUGUUUUGAUUUUGUUUUUAUACAAAUUCCUUUUUUUCUUAAGUCCACAUUCCUCCCACAUAUAUUACAGUGAUUACAAUUAAUUUUGGCAUCACUUUGUGUUUGGGUCAAUAUCACUGUAGGGUGCUUUUUGGUGUCCCGUACAUAACUCAUUUGCCAUGAUAACAUAAAAACGACUAUGAAAGGGUGUGUUAUAUUAGGCUAAGUUUUUAUAUUCAUAACAAAAGCAUUACUUGGCUCUUUAGA